UGAAAACAUUGUAGCCAGGCACAAUCAAAGCAGCAGAUGGAGAGGUUUUAUGGAGCCAUGUCUCUGAGAGGCAGAGGAAGUCAAGGUUGGAAUCUGUGAGAAGAUGUUGAAUUGUAUCACUUUUUGGAAUGGCACUGCGAAUGUUCAAGUGCCCCCCUAGUAGUCUCUUGGGUUUAGUUCGCGGGUCCCAGAUUACUCGAGAGUUAUUGACAUAUUGAAAAAAGUUACAUUUUCUGUGUUUAGGCCGUUUUGAUUAGGGGCAGUUCAGUAGUGCAAUUAACUAUCCCUUCCGCUUGCACUGGAUGCGGGGGACUAAGUAAAAACAUGCGUGGGUAUCGCGUAUAGCGACUUGGAUAUGUUUGGAGUGCUAAAUGUAAUAUUGGACCCGGAUGACUCGAGAUAAAUCAUGGGACCAUAACGUUCACCCACUUCCGCGGUGAUUAGAGGACACGGCCAUCCACUGCUUUCAACUCCGAGAUGGGUUUUUGGACUCUGUCCAGAAUAGGUUGCAGUGCAGAAGACUGAGAGAGAAACUGGUGACCAUGACUACUAUGAAAAAAGUGGACAUUGGCCUGUUCUCUCAGGAGGUGAGAGAGCUAAUGAACUGUCCCUGGAGACUCAACCUCACACACAGAGAACUACACAGGACAGAGUUGUGGUCAUGCUGUAACGCUUCUGAUAGGCUGAUGGUGACCAGACAGAACACCAAUCAGAACCAGAGUCUGACUUAUGAUGCAGAGAAGUGGAGGAAGAGAAAGGUGGACCAAGCACUAUGGGACAUGUUGCCUCAGACCGUACCCUGGAGUAAAGGUUCAUUGAGUCGUUGUGCCGUGGUGGGAAGUGGAGGAAUCCUGCAGAACAGCAGCUGUGGAGCGGAAAUAGACAAUGCUGACUAUGUCAUCAGGUUUAACCUGGCUCCUAUCAACAAGAGUUAUGACGUGGGAGUAAAGACAGACCUCAUAACGGCCAACCCUUCCCAGAUCAAUAAAAGAUACCCUGACCUCCAACGGAACCCUGGACCACUGAUGGAAGUCAUGUCAGCCUAUGGCCACACCCAUCUGCUUCUCCACGCCUUCUCUUUUGGUUUCGGGACCUCCCCCUGCUUCAAGGUGUACCACGCCCUCCGUAAGGCCUGCACCCAACAGAAAGUGGUGUUCUUUCACCCAGACUACCUGCUUAAGCUGGACAAGUUCUGGCGUCACCGCGGGCAACGAGCCCCACGGCUCUCUACUGGUAUGAUGCUGGCCAGCACUGCUCUGGAGAUCUGUGAACAGGUUCAUCUGUAUGGCUUCUGGCCCUUCCCUCUGGAUCUAUCCAAAAAUACUUUGCCACAUCAUUACUAUGACAACGUUGGUCCAAGUCACUUCAUGCACGCCAUGCCUGAAGAGUUCCUGCUGCUAUUACAACUCCACAGCCAGGGGGCACUACAGCUACAUGUUGGACCCUGUACACCCUAACAAGCAGAUGGUCAGGGGGCCAGAACAUAAUUCUAAUAAUUUGCACAGUGCAAAUUGACCACAACUAAGCCCCAAAAUAGGUUAUAUUUGAAAAUAACAAUCAUUCCAACAAUCAUAACGUGUCUCUUUUUUAAGCUCCAAAAAAUCUCAUGGGCCGCCUGUUGCCGACCCCUGCCUUACACCCUAACCCCUUCAACUAUAACCUAAAUGUCUCUAUUUAUUUGUUUUAUUUAGCCUUAUUUUAAUGGUGAGUUGACUGAGGAAACAUUCUCAUUUACAACAACGACCAGUAACCCCUACACCACUACAACUCCAAAGCCAGGGGGCACUACAGCUACAUGUUGGACCCUGUACACAAGCAUAAGCGACACAAGCGGCUGCCAGGGGGCCCCUGAAACAACAAUAAUAACUGUUGGGGUCUCAACUUACAGUUGAGAGUUAGAAUAGUACAUGUUUUUGUUAGGGCUCUAUUCAAUCCAUAUCCCAGAAAUUCAGCAUUACAGCGUGAUUGAAAUUUAAAUGCAAUGUUCCACAUGAGCGGAGAUUGCAUUUACGGUAAACACUGCAGAUUUUGGCUCAAUAGGAAAUUAGCAAUACAGAUUCAAUAGAGACCUUAGUGUUGCCAGUUAUCUAAACUGGUAGUCAUCAUGGCCUAAUACCGAUCGGGCACGUGCCCUAGGGCCCUGACCUCCAAAUGGCCCCCAUUGACCUUGUUUGUCACUCCAAUAUCAUUAACAUGAAAGUCAUUACAAAAAAUAUUAUUGCAGGAAAUGUGCUUUAAAACUGCAAAAAAAUGUUCUCUACCCUAUGGCAAAAUUGGUAAAAUUCCAGGACAUUAGCUUUAAAAUGGCAAGAAUUUAUCUCCGCCCCAUGACAAAAUGUGUAGAACUACAAAAAACUUGCAGGGGCCCCCCAACCAAAUCUUGCUUAGGGCUGGCCCUGCCUGUACACCCUAACCCCUUCACCAUAACUCCUACACCCUAACCCCUUCACCAUAACUCCUACACCCUAACCCCUUCACCAUAACUCCUACACCCUAACCCCUUCACCAUAACUCCUACACCCUAACCCCUUCACCAUAACUCCUACACCCUAACCCCUUCACCAUAACUCCUACACCCUAACCCCUUCACCAUAACUCCUACACCCUAACCCCUUCACCAUAACUCCUACACCCUAACCCCUUCACCAUAACUCCUACACCCUAACCCCUUCACCAUAACUCCUACACCCUAACCCCUUCACCAUAACUCCUACACUCUAACCCCUUCACCAUAACUCCUACACUCUAACCCCUUCACCAUAACUCCUACACUCUAACUCCUACACUCUAACCCCUUCACCAUAACUCCUACACCCUAACCCCUUCACCAUAACUCCUACACUCUCUAACCCCUUCACCAUAACUCCUACACUCUCUAACCCCUUCACCAUAACUCCUACACUCUAACCCCUAUUAAUACAACUCCACAGCCAGGGGGUGAUACAGCUACAUGUUGGACUGUCUGUAACAGAGUUAUUUAUACAUUGUUAUUAGUAUGCUGUGGUUUUAUAUUUUAUGGAAAACAUUAAAAUGUUAUACCAGUU
Oncorhynchus keta (chum salmon) is the source of this 3044-nucleotide messenger RNA. Its product is annotated as alpha-2,8-sialyltransferase 8F-like. The record is from RefSeq and is a predicted model, not a curated record. The transcript is spliced from 9 exons. Gene Ontology annotation, biological process: N-glycan processing; oligosaccharide metabolic process. Gene Ontology annotation, molecular function: alpha-N-acetylneuraminate alpha-2,8-sialyltransferase activity. Lineage: Eukaryota; Metazoa; Chordata; Actinopteri; Salmoniformes; Salmonidae. Bases 543 to 1457 code for a protein of 304 amino acids.